AUCGGGCACACACAACUGUUGAAAAGCAAUCCAAACAUAUAUAUCCAUAUUAUAGACAAAAACUAAAAUUUAUAGAGAGCAAAAUUUGAACUAUUAACAAUAUGCACAGGCAUCGCUAUAAUAACGUACAGCUCGAUGGGCUGACCGCGGGCUUGCUCAGACACCAACAGCAGCAUCAGCCACAGCCGGAGAUGCCGUUGCCCAAGGGAGGACAUAUAACUGACAAAGACAAGGACAAUGAGCAGUUGCCCAUGUGGCCAAGUGAACGCAUUGCMCCUGGCGGCAGCGGUGCCUUCCAUGUUCCCAAAGUGGAGUACAGCAAGGAAACUGCUGAUUUACUCAAGCUGCUCAUGAAGGAGUCGAAGAUGUCCAUGAUUAUGCGCAAGCAGAUCGAUCAAAGCUUGCGCAGUGGGGAGCCACUGCCCUUGCCUAAGCCGCCUCGUCCCAAUACCAGCAACGAUAUCGACAAGGAGACCCAGGCCAUACUGGAGCGUGCUCGCAAUGCCAAGCGCAAGAAUCUGCGCCAGAUUGAAAGUAGUGGCGCCUAUGAGAGGUCCUACUUUCGCCCCAAAGUGGACAAUCGCAUGGUCAGCGACAAGGCCAAGUCGAGGCUGCAGUUCACCAUGGCUGGCAUUGAGCUGCCGGAUCCGGCCAUCAAGCCGCUACGACGUACCCGUGAGGAUCGUUUGGUUACCGAGAAUGAUCUAAUCAAUGAAUUGCUGGAUCAAAUCAAUGAGCGUGCCGAAUGGCUGGCCGAAAUGGAGGCUCUGGGACAGGGUAAGAAAUAUCGUUUGGAGAUACAUGAUCAAAUCUCCGAGCGCUUACAUCGCAUCCGUAGCCUGGAGACCAAGAUAAAAAUGAAGGCAGAUGGAGGCUAUCGCUUUGUCGACUAGAAUGAAGUUGAAAAGCAAAAUAUGUUAAAUGUUUAACGUGUAGAAAUAGUUAUACAAGUAAAUUGAGCGAACCGUUGAGCAAAU
Molecule: messenger RNA, 977 nt
Organism: Drosophila arizonae
Lineage: Eukaryota; Metazoa; Arthropoda; Insecta; Diptera; Drosophilidae
Product: UPF0193 protein EVG1 homolog
Source: RefSeq, a predicted model, not a curated record